AUGAUGCCUUUAAGACCAUCACAAAGCGCCCUGCGCGCUUUCCACCUCCAGAGGCAUCUUGCCGGACGUCGGACUUUUUCGACCUCGUUUGUGGCUUUGGCUGCUUCGCCCCACCGCUCUAUUCAGAAACGUUGUCAGAGCACGGCUUCAGCUCCAGCUCCCGAGUCCAGACCCGUUCCCAGUCCCUCGUUCAACCAGGAACCUCACCGCAAUGAGAUCUCUCCCUUGCAACAUCGCCAGCUCCCCGAGCUUGAUGACUCAAUGGUUGGGAUGAGUGGUGGAGAGAUCUUCCACGAGAUGAUGCUUCGCCAGGGUGUCAAGCACAUCUUCGGUUACCCCGGUGGUGCCAUUCUUCCCGUCUUCGAUGCCAUCUACAACUCGAAGCACUUCGACUUUAUCCUUCCUAAGCACGAACAGGGUGCCGGCCAUAUGGCCGAGGGUUACGCCCGUGCCUCUGGCAAGCCCGGUGUCGUUCUUGUUACCUCUGGCCCCGGUGCUACCAAUGUUAUUACCCCUAUGCAAGAUGCUAUGUCUGAUGGCACCCCGAUGGUCGUUUUCUGUGGACAGGUUCCCACCAGCGCUAUCGGAACCGAUUCUUUCCAGGAAGCCGAUGUGAUCGGCAUCUCUCGUGCCUGCACCAAGUGGAACGUGAUGGUCAAGUCCGUCGGUGAGCUGCCUCGCCGCAUUCAGGAGGCUUUCGAGAUCGCCACCAGCGGCCGCCCUGGUCCCGUCCUGGUCGACCUACCCAAGGAUGUCACAGCUGGCAUUCUCCGAAAUCCCAUUCCCAUGCACAGCACCAUCCCCUCGCUCCCCAGUGCAGCGACCGUUGCUGCUCGUGACAUGCGCCAGAAGCAGCUCGAGAGCACUAUCGGCCGUGUUGCCAACCUCGUCAACGUUGCCAAGAAGCCCGUCCUUUACGUCGGCCAAGGUCUCCUUGCUCGCCCCGAUGGUCCCGAGAUUCUGAAGGAGUUUGCCGAAAAGGCAUGCAUCCCUGUCACCACCACCCUCCAGGGACUUGGUGGGUUUGACGAGUUGGAUCCUAAGGCCCUCCACAUGCUGGGCAUGCACGGCUCUGCUUACGCCAACAUGGCCAUGCAGGAGGCCGAUCUCAUCAUUGCUGUUGGUGCCCGUUUUGACGACCGUGUAACUCUGAGCAUUCCCAAGUUUGCGCCUCAAGCCAAGCUCGCCGCUACUGAGGGUCGUGGUGGUAUUGUACACUUCGAGAUUAUGCCGAAGAACAUUAACAAGGUCGUCCAGGCCAACGAAGCCGUGGAGGGUGACUGUGCCGACAACCUCCGUCUCCUUCUGCCCCAGGUCAAGGCUGUCCCCGAACGUCCCGAGUGGUUCGAGCAGAUCAACGACUGGAAGAAGCGUUUCCCUCUCUCGCUCUACGACCGCCAGACCGAGAGUGGUCCCAUCAAGCCCCAGGCUGUUAUCGAGAAGCUCAGCGAUCUUACCGCCCACAUGAAGGAGAAGACCAUCAUCACUACUGGUGUCGGACAACAUCAGAUGUGGACUGCCCAGCACUUCCGCUGGCGUCACCCUCGUACCAUGAUCACCUCCGGUGGUCUUGGAACAAUGGGUUACGGUCUCCCCGCCGCUCUCGGAGCUAAGGUCGCUCGUCCGGACUGCCUCGUCAUCGACAUUGAUGGCGAUGCUUCUUUCAACAUGACACUCACUGAGCUUUCAACUGCUGCUCAGUUCGGCAUUGGUGUCAAGGUUCUCCUGCUCAACAACGAGGAGCAGGGCAUGGUCACGCAAUGGCAAAACCUUUUCUACGAGGAUCGUUACUCCCACACUCACCAGCAGAACCCCGAAUUCGUUCCUCUCGCUAAGGCUAUGCGUGUCGCCGCCGACCAGUGCUUCAAGCCCUCCGAGCUUGAGGAGAAGCUGAAGUGGCUGAUUGAGCACGAUGGGCCUGCUCUUCUGGAGAUUAUCACUGACCGCAAGGUGCCCGUUCUUCCUAUGGUGCCUUCCGGCCGUGGACUCCACGAGUUCCUGGUCUACGACGAAGCCAAGGACCUCGAGCGCAAGGAUUUGAUGCGCCAGCGUAAUGUGGACUUCCAUGUCCGGACGGAGUAG
Molecule: messenger RNA, 2082 nt
Organism: Penicillium bovifimosum
Lineage: Eukaryota; Fungi; Ascomycota; Eurotiomycetes; Eurotiales; Aspergillaceae
Product: acetolactate synthase catalytic subunit
Exons: 6
Coding region: 1-2082 (693 amino acids)
Biological process (GO): L-valine biosynthetic process
Cellular component (GO): acetolactate synthase complex; mitochondrion
Molecular function (GO): flavin adenine dinucleotide binding; thiamine pyrophosphate binding; magnesium ion binding
Source: RefSeq, a predicted model, not a curated record